CCGGAGCGCGUCGGAGCGCGCCGGAGUGCCCUGGAGCUCCGCGCUCGCUCUGGGGCCUCGCCGGAGGCGGUUUCCUCCUCGCCGGCUUCGCGGGUUUCCUCCUUCGCCAGCUCCUUGCUGCUUCCUCUCGGUCCCUGGGCUCAGAGUCCGCACGCGCCGGCCUGGAGCCGUUUGGACGCCUUCGCGAAGCGGAGCGGACACUCUUCACCAAAGGAUAUGGAUGAAAAUGAAAGCAACCAGUCUCUGAUGGCAAGCAGCCAAUAUCCUAAAGAAGCAGUAAGAAAACGCCAAAAUUCAGCACGCAAUUCUGGAGGAAGUGAUUCUUCUAGGUUUUCCAGGAAAAGCUUCAAACUGGAUUAUAGACUAGAGGAAGAUGUAACUAAAUCAAAGAAAGGAAAAGAUGGAAGAUUUGUGAACCCUUGGCCAACAUGGAAAGAUCUCUCUAUUCCACAUGUUCUCAGAUGGCUGAUCAUGGAGAAAGAUCACAGCCAUGUCCCAUGUUCUAAAGAGGAACUUGACAAAGAACUCCCAGUGCUUAAGCCAUAUUUUAUCGAUGACCCUGAAGAAGCUGGAGUGAAGGAAGCUGGCUUAAGAGUCACAUGGCUGGGACAUGCAACGGUAAUGGUGGAAAUGGAUGAGCUCAUAUUUCUCACAGAUCCCAUCUUCAGCUCUCGUGCUUCACCAUCACAGUAUAUGGGUCCAAAACGAUUUCGUCGUCCGCCGUGCACAAUAAGUGAACUUCCCCCAAUAGAUGCAGUCCUUAUUAGUCACAAUCACUAUGACCACCUAGACUACAAUUCUGUCAUUGCUUUGAAUGAGCGAUUUGGUAAUGAGUUGAGGUGGUUUGUGCCUUUGGGUCUUCUCGACUGGAUGCAAAAGUGUGGCUGUGAGAAUGUGAUUGAACUGGACUGGUGGGAAGAGAAUUGUGUCCCUGGACAUGAUAAGGUCACCUUUGUCUUUACACCCUCCCAACACUGGUGUAAAAGGACUCUGAGGGAUGACAACAAGGUUCUGUGGGGCAGCUGGUCUGUCUUGGGGCCUUGGAAUCGAUUUUUUUUUGCUGGAGAUACUGGUUAUUGCCCUGCUUUUGAAGAGAUAGGAAAAAGAUUCGGACCUUUUGACCUUGCAGCGAUUCCCAUUGGAGCCUAUGAACCACGGUGGUUUAUGAAAUACCAACACGUAGACCCAGAAGAAGCUGUAAGGAUUCACAUUGAUGUUCAAACAAAGAAAUCUGUAGCAAUUCACUGGGGAACUUUUGCCUUAGCAAAUGAGCAUUACUUAGAGCCUCCACUGAAACUGAGUGAAGCUCUAGAAAGAUACGGACUGAAAACUGAAGACUUUUUUGUCUUGAAGCAUGGAGAAUCAAGAUACCUAAAUUCUGAUGAUGAAAACUUUGAAUAAAUACAAGCACAGAAAUUUUUAGUGAAAAAAUGCAUCAAUCUCAUAUAAAUUUGAAAACAAAUGAAAAGACUAAGAAAUUCAUGAAUACUAUGAUUUUUUUUGAUAUUUAGAAACAACUUCUGCAAGUGUGUUUUAUGUAAUAACUUGCCUAUUAAUAUGAUUGCCAGAUCAUACAAGUUAUAAGAGGAUUUCAGGGGUGUGUCAUUUAAAUAAUUAAUUGGCUUUUAUGGAUUUUAAAUCUUGAGUAAUGGUAUAACCAUUGCAAUGGGAAAUGCUUUUUUUUUUUUUUUUCAACUAAAGUUCUAUAGUGGUAGAAUUUUCAGAGGUUGUGAAAAACUGAUAUUAAAGAUUCAUUUAUGUUUUUUUGUUCUUCAGGACUUUCUACAAGGUGAGUGAAGGUUGUCUACCUACCUAGAUUUUUUUCAGAGGCCUACACAUACAAAUAUCUUUGUAUAUUCACAUUGUAGUAAAUGAUGAAAUUGACUCCCAUAUACUUAUAAUAGUUCUUGCUCUGUCAAGAUUAAUUUAUAUGCCAAAUGUUAAAAAUGUGAUUUCUUUUGUAAAGCAUAAAAACAUAGAGUUUGCACUAAGUUAAUCAUUUUUGAAGACUUUUUUUUAUUAAGAUAAAAUGUAUAUAGCAUAAAAUUUACCAUUUUAAACAUUUUUUAAACUUGCCAGAGUGCAUACAUAAUGUGUACUCUGGGUGUAGGCGGGGUGAGAGAGGAUACCCCCACUCCCCCCACCCCACAUGGGUGGGUAUGGUCACACUGCAGUACUCUUCCUUUUCUCUCUCCCAUCAGGAAUGUAUGCAUGCCGUGUUUUUUUCCAAGCUACCUAGGGCCAGGACUCAACCACAGUUGGCUGUGUGGGAUCUCGCUCCCAAGGCCUAACACUUAACCACUGUGGUAAUGGGGUCAGCCCACUGUUUUAACCAUUUUGAAGUGUACAGUGUUUUGGCAUUCAUGCAGCUGUGACUGCCAAGACUGCCAUAG
Molecule: messenger RNA, 2393 nt
Organism: Tupaia belangeri chinensis (Chinese tree shrew)
Lineage: Eukaryota; Metazoa; Chordata; Mammalia; Scandentia; Tupaiidae
Gene: NAPEPLD
Product: N-acyl phosphatidylethanolamine phospholipase D
Exons: 5
Coding region: 217-1401 (394 amino acids)
Biological process (GO): N-acylphosphatidylethanolamine metabolic process; N-acylethanolamine metabolic process
Cellular component (GO): membrane-bounded organelle; cytoplasm
Molecular function (GO): zinc ion binding; N-acylphosphatidylethanolamine-specific phospholipase D activity
Source: RefSeq, a predicted model, not a curated record